CACACAUAUAUUAGAGCCAUCAUGGCCGCGCGCACGACGCAGGAGGCGCAGGCAGUGAUAGACCUGGCUUCUGGAGAUCCACACAGAGCUGGCAUCGUCCCGCUCUCAUUUGUCAGACAGGUGCUGGCAGUCUGUGUGUUCCCUGACCUGCUCCGAGACGACAGCAUUCCUCUGGAUGCUCGACAGAGAGCACAGCGGUUUCUGGACAUCUGCCCCCAAGGAAGUGUGGGCGUUUAUUCCUCCACUACUGGGAUGCCUUAUGUGGUGCAACGGAUAGCAGAGUUCAUCUCCAAACGGGACGGGGGAAUCGCAGCCGAUCCAAACCAAAUAUUUUUCUACAGCGGAACUCAAGAAAAUCUGAAGAUGGUUCUGAAUUUGCUGUCCAGUGGCAGUGGGGAGAUGCAGACUGGUGUGUUGACCCCCCUCCCAUACCCCCAUACCUUGCCCCGCCUCCUGCAGUACACACGGCUGAAGCUCGUGCCCUGCAGCCUGAAGCAGAGCCAGGGCUGGGCUGUGAACACAGAGGAGCUGCAUCGAACCGUGACUGAAGCCAGAGAACACUGUAACCCCAGAGCGCUGUUCAUCUGCAACCCAGGCAUCCCCACAGGUCAUGUACAAGACAGAAAAUCUAUGGAGAGUGUGAUUCGAUUUGCUGCAGCAGAACGGCUCAUUCUUUUGGUUCAAGAGGUUUACCAGGACUGUGUACAUGGACCUGGCAUAGAGUUUUUAUCUUAUAAGAAGGUGCUACUCGAGAUGAGCCAGGAGUACUCAGAACACGUGGAGCUGAUCUCUUUCAAUUCUUUAUCAAAUGGCAGCCUGGGAGAGUGUGGUCUGAGGGGAGGAUAUAUGGAGCUUGUUAAUACAGACACAGCAGUAGCAGAGAGAGUAAAGGUUCUGAUGGGUUUUAGAAGCCCUCCUGUUUUACCACAGCCUGCUUUGGAGGUUAUGAUCAACCCGCCAACACCAGGGGAGCCGUCCUAUCCCACGUACAAACAGGAGAUGUCCCUCAUUCAGACCACUCUGUCCCAUAAUGCUCAGCGAGGAUAUGAGGUCCUGAACAGUCUCAAAGACGUGAGCUGCCAGCCGGCGAUGGGAGGAAUCUUUUUGUAUCCCCGACUGGAAUUACCUGCUCAGCUCAUAGAAGAGGCCAAGACAUUAGGUUUGCCUCCUGAUGUGCUGUUGUGUCAGAUGUUUCUGGAUAAAGCGGGCGUGUGUGUCGGAGCAGGCUCUGAGAAUGGAUCAGAACAUGAUACAUACUGUUAUAUCCGGGUCAGUUUUGCUGCGUCUUCGGACACUUUUCAGGAUGCCCUUUCGCGACUGUGCUCCUUCCAUCACCACCUGCAUGAGACGUAUUCGUGAGAUCUGAAACUAUUCAAAAAAAUAAAAAUCACUUUGGGAACCACUGCUCUCGACAGUUGUGACCUUUUGAGGCAGGAGCUGGUUGAGUGGCAUUGAUUUGUCUUGCUUUUCUGAAACCAGUAUUCAAAUGAGUAAAAACUUUGCCCAGCCUUGCUUUUAUUAUGUAAUGUUUAUUUUUAGUGCAGUAACCUCACAAAUGAAGACACACCGUGAAGACAUACUAUGCUGCUUUAUCAGGACUUUUAACAUUUGGGUCACUAUCUGGAGAGCUUAGGGUUGGGGAUUUAGGGGUGGGGUUAGGGAGUGCCUGCUUUGCUGCUGCAUAAACUUACCUAAACUUUAAUCUAUGAAAUGUUUAUCUUAUUGUCCAUCCAUCCAUUUUCUUCGUCUUAUCCUGGGCCAGGUCACAGGAGUAGCAGUCUAAGUAGGGACUCCCAGACUUCCCACACCCCAGACACUUCCUCCAGCUCCUCUGGUCAGACCCCAAGGCGUUCCCGGGCCAGCCCACAGACAGUAUCUUAUUGUGAUUCCUCUUUCCAGGGUGCCGUCUUUACAUCUGGGCAUGUUAUGCAGUUGUCCUUGUUAUAACUUCAUGAAUAGGCAUUCUGACUAAAUGUGUAAAUUAUUAAAGUUUUUCCAAUAUUUUUCUGCACUAUUGUAAUCUAUAUUUCAGUACAGAAACAUGGCCACAGAUUAAGGGAGUCUUUUUUUUAAUAACAGCAAGCAUUUA
This is a messenger RNA of Periophthalmus magnuspinnatus, 2089 nucleotides long. RefSeq names its product alanine aminotransferase 2-like. The transcript is spliced from 11 exons. Bases 22 to 1359 code for a protein of 445 amino acids. Gene Ontology annotation, biological process: biosynthetic process. Gene Ontology annotation, molecular function: L-alanine:2-oxoglutarate transaminase activity; pyridoxal phosphate binding. NCBI's taxonomy places the organism in Eukaryota, Metazoa, Chordata, Actinopteri, Gobiiformes, Gobiidae. The record is from RefSeq and is a predicted model, not a curated record.